Messenger RNA from Pteronotus mesoamericanus, 3671 nucleotides. RefSeq names its product integrin subunit alpha 11 (gene ITGA11). Gene Ontology annotation, biological process: cell adhesion mediated by integrin; cell-cell adhesion; cell-matrix adhesion. Bases 105 to 3671 code for a protein of 1188 amino acids. The record is from RefSeq and is a predicted model, not a curated record. The transcript is spliced from 30 exons. NCBI's taxonomy places the organism in Eukaryota, Metazoa, Chordata, Mammalia, Chiroptera, Mormoopidae. Gene Ontology annotation, cellular component: external side of plasma membrane; integrin complex. Gene Ontology annotation, molecular function: integrin binding.
GGCGCGCAGUGCAGGCUGAGGCGCCGCGCCCCGGAGGCUGCCGCUCUGGCCCGCCGCCCCCCGCCGCCGCUCCGCACACGGCACCCGCCGACGCGCCGCGGGCCAUGGACCUGCCCAGGGGCCUCCUGGUGGCCUGGACGCUCAGCCUGUGGCCAGGGUUCACGGACACCUUCAACAUGGACACCGGGAAGCCACGGAUCAUCCCUGGCUCCAGGGCCGCCUUCUUUGGCUACACGGUGCAGCAGCAUGACAUCAGUGGCAAGAAGUGGCUCGUCGUGGGUGCUCCAUUGGAAACCAACAGCCACCAGAAGACGGGAGACGUGUACAAGUGUCCAGUGACCCAUGGGAACUGCACCAAACUCAAUCUAGGAAGGGUCACCCUGUCCAACGUGUCCGAGCGGAAGGACAACAUGCGCCUCGGCCUGAGCCUGGCCACCAACCCCAAGGACAACAGCUUCUUGGCCUGCAGCCCCCUCUGGUCUCACGAGUGUGGGAGCUCCUACUACACGACAGGGAUGUGUUCGCGAGUCAACUCCAACUUCCGAUUCUCCAAGACUGUGGCCCCAGCUCUCCAAAGGUGCCACACCUACAUGGACAUCGUCAUUGUCCUGGAUGGCUCCAACAGCAUCUACCCCUGGUUGGAGGUUCAGCACUUCCUCAUCAACAUCCUGAAGAAGUUUUAUAUCGGCCCUGGGCAGAUCCAGGUUGGCGUUGUUCAGUACGGAGAAGACGCGGUCCAUGAAUUCCACCUCAAUGACUACAAGUCUGUGAAAGACGUGGUAGAAGCCGCCAGCCACAUUGAGCAGAGAGGAGGAACAGAGACCCGGACGGCAUUUGGCAUUGAAUUUGCUCGCUCAGAAGCUUUCCAGAAGGGCGGAAGGAAAGGGGCCAAGAAGGUGAUGAUCGUCAUCACGGACGGGGAGUCCCACGACAGCCCGGACCUGGAGAAGGUGAUCCAGGAAAGCGAGAGGGACAACGUGACCAGAUACGCCGUGGCCGUCCUGGGCUACUACAACCGCAGGGGGAUCAAUCCAGAAGCUUUUCUAAAUGAAAUCAAAUACAUCGCCAGUGAUCCAGAUGACAAGCACUUCUUCAACGUGACCGACGAGGCGGCCCUGAAGGACAUUGUCGAUGCCCUGGGAGACAGGAUCUUCAGCUUGGAAGGCACCAACAAGAACGAAACUUCCUUCGGACUGGAGAUGUCACAGACGGGCUUCUCCUCUCACGUGGUGGAGGAUGGGAUUCUGCUGGGAGCCGUCGGUGCCUAUGACUGGAACGGAGCUGUGCUAAAGGAGACCAGUGGUGGGAAGGUCAUUCCUCUCCGGGAGUCCUACCUGAAGGAGUUCCCCGAGGAGCUCAAGAACCACGGCGCAUAUCUGGGGUACACAGUCACAUCGGUCGUGUCCUCCAGGCAGGGGCGGGUGUACGUGGCUGGAGCCCCCCGGUUCAACCACACGGGCAAAGCCAUCCUGUUCACCAUGCACAACAACCGGAGUCUCACCAUCCACCAGGCCCUGCGGGGCGAGCAGAUAGGCUCUUACUACGGGAGUGAGAUCACCUCGGCGGACAUCGAUGGUGACGGUGUGACUGACGUCCUGCUGGUGGGCGCACCCAUGUACUUCAGCGAGGGCCGAGAGCGAGGCCGGGUGUACGUCUACAACCUGAGACAGAACUGGUUUGUUUACAACGGAACACUGAAGGAUUCCCACAUUUACCAGAAUGCCCGAUUCGGGUCCUCCAUCGUCUCAGUGCAGGACCUCAAUCAAGAUUCCUACAACGACGUGGUGGUGGGAGCCCCUCUGGAGGACAACCACAAAGGGGCCAUCUACAUCUUCCACGGCUUCCGAGGCGGCCUCCUAAAGACGCCGAAGCAGAGAAUUGCCGCCACAGAGCUGGCUCCCGGCCUCCAGUAUUUUGGCUGCAGCCUUCACGGGCAACUGGACCUCAACGAAGAUGGGCUUGUCGACCUGGCGGUGGGCGGCCUUGGCAACGCCGUGAUUUUGUGGUCCCGCCCUGUGGUUCAGAUCAAUGCCAGCCUCCACUUUGAGCCGUCCAAGAUCAACAUCUUCCACAGGGAUUGCAAACGCAGCGGCAGAGAUGCCACCUGCCUGGCCGCCUUCCUCUGCUUCACACCCGUCUUCCUGGCACACCAUUUCCAAACAGCGACAGUCGGCAUCAGAUACAAUGCCACGAUGGACGAGAGGCGGUACACACCACGAGCCCAUCUAGAUGAAGGCGGGGACCGAUACACAAACAGGGCUGUCCUGCUCUCCUCCAGCCAGGAACACUGCGAUCGGAUCAGCUUCCAUGUCCUGGACACCGCUGACUACGUGAAACCAGUGACCUUCUCAGUCGAGUAUUCCCUGGAGGACCCCGACCACGGCCCCGUGCUGGACGACGGCUGGCCCACGUCCCUCAGAGUCUCGGUUCCCUUCUGGAAUGGCUGCAAUGAGGACGAGCACUGUGUCCCUGACCUCCUGCUGGAUGCCCGCAGUGACCUUCCCACAGCUAUGGAGUACUGCCAGAGGGUGCUGAGGAAGCCUGCGCAGGACUGCUCCGCAUACACGCUGUCCUUUGACACCACGGUUUUCAUCGUAGAGAGCACGCGCCGGCGGGUGGCAGUGGAGGCCAUGCUGGAGAACAGGGGCGAAAAUGCCUAUGGCACAGUCCUAAACAUUUCACAGUCGGCAAACCUGCAGUUUGCCAGCUUGAUCCAGAAGGACGACUCCGACGGCAGCAUUGAGUGUGUGAACGAGGAGAAGAGACUCCACAAGAAAGUCUGCAAUGUCAGCUACCCCUUCUUCCGGGCCAAGGCCAAGGUGGCCUUCCGUCUAGAUUUCGAGUUCAGCAAAUCCGUCUUCCUGCACCACCUGGAGAUCCAGCUCACAGCGGGCAGUGACAGCGACGAGGAGGAGAGCACCAAGGAAGACAACACGGCCCUCCUGCGCUUCCACCUCAAAUAUGAAGCCGACAUCCUCUUCACCAGGAGCAGCAGUCUGAGCCACUACGAGGUCAAGCCCAAUAGCUCACUGGAGAGUUAUGAUGGCAUUGGGCCUCCUUUCCACUGCAUCUUCAAGAUCCAAAACCUGGGCCUGUUCCCCGUCCACGGAGUCAUGAUGAAGAUCACCGUGCCCAUCGCCACCAGGGGUGGCAACCGCCUGCUGAUGCUGAGGGACUUCCUCACAGACCAGGUGAACACUUCCUGUAACGUCUGGGGAAACAGCACUGAGUACCGGCGUUCCCCGAUGGAGGAAGACUUGAGUCAUGCCCCACAGCUGAAUCACAGCAACUCUGAUGUAGUCUCCAUCCACUGCAACGUGAGGCUGGCCCCCAACCAGGAAGUCAAUUUCCAUCUGCUGGGGAACCUGUGGCUGCGGUCCCUAAAAGCACUCAAGUACAAGUUGAUGAAAAUCACGGUCAACGCAGCCUUGCAGAGACAGUUCCACAGUCCUUUCAUCUUCCGAGAGGAGGAUCCCAGCCGCCAGAUCACGUUUGAGAUCUCCAAGCAAGAAGACUCACAGAUCCCCAUCUGGAUCAUUGUGGGCAGCACACUGGGGGGCCUCCUACUGCUGGCCCUGCUGGUUCUGGCGCUGUGGAAGCUCGGCUUCUUUAAAAGUGCCAAGCGCAGGAGGGAGCCCAGCCUGGACCCUACCUCCAAAGCGCUGGAGUGA